AUGGCGAAUGCAGACAACCUGCUCGAGGGAGAGCCUUUUGAGGAUGCACCGCCCGCGACGUCUCGAGAUGCCUCUGCAUACAGCCCACUACACGAAUUUCUACUGCCGCCAGCCGCGGAAAGGCAGUAUACACAGCAAUUCGCCGACAUGUACUUUCUGCGAUUGAUGCAAUUGAAGAAGACAGUGAAGCAACUGGCGGAAGAAGCGUGGCAUGGCUUCGAGCUAGAUGAUAAAAAGGCAAGCUUCGUCGAGCGAGUGCUAGAUGUGCGGCGGGGCGAAUUGUGCUGGGUGGUGGGAACAGUAUACAUGGACAUGGCAGGGAAGCCCAACGUCCUCGACGACAUUGAGAAAGACAAUUGGAUAGCCGACCCUCCACACCGCGAUACAUACGUUUCUCCAUCUGGCGGUGACGAGAUGAUGCUCGAAGACGAGUCUGGCCGUCUUCGCGUUUCGGGUGAGCCACUCCAAGGCCGCGUCGUCACUGGGUGCAUACUGGCUGCGUUAGGAACUGAACAGGAUGACGGCAGUUUUCUGGUCAUUGCAAUCCAGUACGCAGAUCUACCGAGGCAACCGCCGCGGUGGGAGCGCGACGACAUCGCACUAUCCAAGCAUAAGAAGGAGGUACCCAAACGCGAACGUGCUGGAAAGUUGGCAAUCGUAUCGGGAUUGGAGCUCACGGGUGCAGACGAUGAUGCCAUCUCAUUGGAUCUACUGGUUGAAUACUUGACAGGCGAAGCUGCAGACCCAACUACGCAGGCCCUUACUUCGCAAAUAACACGUUUACUAAUAGCAGGAGGCUCGCUCAAACAGGGCUCACCUAUCUUGUCCCGUGAAGACUUUGCCGCAAAGAAAGCCGCCGCCAGACACUAUGGCUAUGACGCCUCUUCGUACAAUUCAGCGCCCACCGAACGCCUCGACGACUUCCUCUGCGAUAUCCUCCCCACGCUACCUAUCACUAUGCUUCCAGGCACCAACGACCCCUCCAAUGUUGCAUUACCUCAGCAGCCCCUACAUCCUGCUCUGUUUCCCAAGGCGAGGCUCUACGCUGAGCCACCAAUUGAAAGCAAUGAAAGCCUCAACGGCUUCGACGCCGUAACAAACCCCUGGACAGGCGACAUCGAUGGAUACCGUGUGUUAGGAACAGGCGGACAGACAGUCAGUGACCUACUCAAAUACCUCAAAGGCGUCGGUCCUGUCGAGGCCAUGGAGAGGAUGCUGCGUUGGCGAUGUGUAGCGCCCACAGCUCCAGAUACAUUAUGGUGCUACCCCUUCCAGGAUGGCGAUCCCCUUAUGCUGACAGAGUGCCCACACAUGUACGUUGCAGGUUGCCAAAAGAAGUUUGAGACCAAGACCAUCACGGGCCCAGCUGGACAAAAGGUGCUACUGGUCAGUGUGCCCAAAUUCAGCACUUCGAGAAAGAUUGUGCUCGUAGACAUGGAAAGCUGGGAUGUGGAGGUGGUUCAGGUGAAGGCCAAGGGGGAGAAGCAAGGGAAGAAGAGGAGAAACAACAAGGGAGAGAAUGGGCAUGUGAAUGAGAAGACAAUGGUGAAGCAGGAACAGGAAACGGACAGAGACGUUAAAAUGGAGGAGUAGGGGCUGGUGGGGGCGGCUGUGUGAUACCCGAUAUAUCUCAAAUGCAGUUGUUGCCA
Molecule: messenger RNA, 1649 nt
Organism: Pyrenophora tritici-repentis Pt-1C-BFP
Lineage: Eukaryota; Fungi; Ascomycota; Dothideomycetes; Pleosporales; Pleosporaceae
Source: RefSeq, a predicted model, not a curated record